AUGAGAACGACUACUCCCCUGUGCGUGCUUGCACUAAGUGCAAGUCAAUCCAGUGGCUUUUCGUUUCAUCAUAUUACUAGAAUACAAAGAACAAGUGAAACCACUUUGUCUGCCUCCCGGAGAGAAGUCAUCGCCAUUCCAGCAGUUCUUCUCUUGCCCGCCAUUCUUUCCUCCCCUGUCAACGCUGAAGAGGGUGACUUGACAUCGCAAAUGUUCAAUCCGGAUGGAUCACCCAAAGAAGGUGUCGAAACUGAAGCCAAGGAACGCACUGUCGAAUUCUCAUGGGAUUUCUCGAAGGAUCUUUCCUUGAGUGAAGACGGCCAAAACAUUGGCACUACCCAAUCUGGCAAACAAGUAAAGUUGAAGUACAAGUACCCCUUCAAAUGGUCUGACGGAAAGGAUGGGGAUGUCAUAUAUUUCGAUCGAAGCGAGGGAACCAAUGCCAAGGCUUGCAAACGAGUUACCGUCUUCCAAGCCGAAGGAGAUGCAGACAUUGAUAGAUUGAAGAAGGCUUCUCUCGUUGGAGUUGCAAAGUCCAUCGGUGCUCCCAAGGACACCUUGGAACGACUGUAUAAGGCUGAUAUUAUAUCAGGAAAAAUCGAUUAUCGAAACGACCAAGCGUACUACGAAUGGGAUAUGGCUGCUGCUCCGGACUCUUGCAGCAACUCGGCAGAAAACUUGGGCCUGGGAUUCUGUCCGUACGACAACAUUUUUUUGUUGUCUGCUACCAUAGUUGAGGAUAAGCUGUAUUGCAUCGUGGUCGAGUGUGACUCCACCAAGAUUUGGAAGCUUGCCAGUAGUGAAUUGAAGCGGGUCCGAUCUAGUUUCAUAGUUGAUGCAGUGUCAGCGUAA
This is a messenger RNA of Cylindrotheca closterium, 852 nucleotides long. The record is from the annotation of a GenBank genome assembly. NCBI's taxonomy places the organism in Eukaryota, Bacillariophyta, Bacillariophyceae, Bacillariales, Bacillariaceae.